GUGUGUGUGUGUGUUUGAGAGAGAGAAAGAGAGAGAGAGAGAGAGAGAGGUGAAACCGUGGAACUGUGAAAGGGUGACGCGCCCACGGUAUUGUAGUAUCAGAAUAUCGAUGGUUGGUCGGGAAAUUCAACCGAUGGAUACUUUAAAUUCUGAAAGCGAGCGCGAGGCAGAGACACCCAGCUUGGGAACUCCUCACUUGCAGGCUUUCAUCCUUGUAAUCGCAUUCCGAAAUCUGUUUAUCGCAUCCACAUCAUCACCAUGUCCACCUCCUUCCAUGGCGAUUCUGUUUUCAGCCAUGUCGUUCAAGCUCCUGAAGAUCCCAUUUUAGGGGUCACUGUUGCUUACAACAAAGAUCCCAAUCCAACAAAGUUGAAUUUGGGUGUUGGUGCUUAUCGAACCGAGGAAGGAAAACCGCUUGUUCUGAAUGUGGUGAGACGAGCAGAGCAGCUGUUAGUAAAUGACCAAUCCCGCGUGAAAGAGUAUCUGCCUAUUGUUGGUCUCGGAGAUUUUAAUAAAUUGAGUGCUAAGCUCAUUUUUGGAGCUGAAAGCUCUGCUAUUCAAGAGAACAGAGUGGCUACAGUCCAGUGCUUGUCUGGUACUGGCUCGCUGAGGGUUGGUGCUGAGUUUCUGGCUAGGCAUUACCACCAACAUACAAUAUACAUUCCCCAGCCAACUUGGGGAAACCAUCCAAAAGUUUUCACUCUGGGUGGGUUGUCCGUAAAGACCUACCGUUACUAUGAUCCGGCUACACGGGGGCUGAACUUUGAAGGGCUGCUAGAAGAUCUUGAAAAUGCCCCAUCAGGAGCAAUAGUGUUACUUCAUGCAUGUGCUCAUAACCCAACCGGAGUUGAUCCAACCCUUGAGCAGUGGGAACUGAUCAGGCAGUUGAUGAGAUCAAAAGGGUUAUUACCUUUCUUUGACAGUGCCUACCAGGGCUUUGCAAGUGGUAGCCUGGACGCAGAUGCGCAGUCUGUGCGUAUGUUUGUUGCUGAUGGUGGUGAAUGCUUCGCUGCUCAGAGUUAUGCGAAAAAUAUGGGGCUUUAUGGGGAACGUGUUGGUGCCCUUAGCAUUGUCUGCAAGACAGCUGAUGUGGCAAGCAGGGUUGAGAGCCAGCUGAAGCUUGUGAUCAGGCCCAUGUAUUCUAAUCCUCCUAUUCAUGGUGCAUCCAUUGUGGCUACUAUCCUCAAGGAUAGGGAUAUGUACAAUGAAUGGACUGUUGAGCUGAAAACAAUGGCAGACCGGAUUAUCAGCAUGCGGCAGCAACUCUUUAAUGCUUUACAUGCCAGAGGCACCCCAGGGGACUGGAGUCACAUUAUCAAGCAGAUUGGAAUGUUCACUUUCACUGGGCUGAACUCCGAGCAAGUUUCCUUCAUGACAAAAGAGUAUCACAUUUACAUGACCUCAGACGGGAGAAUCAGUAUGGCAGGUCUUAGUUCCAAGACAGUUCCUCUUCUUGCAGAUGCUAUACAUGCUGCUGUUACCGACAUUGCCUAGGCGGAUACAUUCGAAACUUAUUUUGUAAUUCAUUGGUUCUUGCUGCUGCGGUUGCAUGACUCAUCAGUAUUUAACACAUUCAAUGCUGCAUAAGUGAGUAUUUUGGUUCGAAACAGAGUCUUGCCUUCUUUUUUCUACAUUAAUAAAUGGAGCCUUGAAUUUUUUUUUGGUUUUUUGGUCAAGAUGAUGCUUCAAGAACAAAAGAAGUGUGAGAGAAUUGAGUGUGAUUUUCUAAUGUUGAGGAGAAUGGAUUCUUUACAAUCUGCGAUUCAAUUCACAAACAUUGCAGAAUUUUGUGUGUGAUUUGCCAACAAUUGGAUUUUCAGCAGUGACUGGAAGUUUAAAAUCUCA
This is a messenger RNA of Malania oleifera, 1845 nucleotides long. Its product is annotated as aspartate aminotransferase, cytoplasmic. The coding region runs from base 259 to 1494 and encodes 411 amino acids. Gene Ontology annotation, molecular function: L-aspartate:2-oxoglutarate transaminase activity; pyridoxal phosphate binding. The record is from RefSeq and is a predicted model, not a curated record. Gene Ontology annotation, biological process: biosynthetic process; amino acid metabolic process. The transcript is spliced from 12 exons. Gene Ontology annotation, cellular component: mitochondrion. Lineage: Eukaryota; Viridiplantae; Streptophyta; Magnoliopsida; Santalales; Ximeniaceae.